Molecule: messenger RNA, 1685 nt
Organism: Maniola jurtina (meadow brown)
Lineage: Eukaryota; Metazoa; Arthropoda; Insecta; Lepidoptera; Nymphalidae
Gene: NGR-A3
Product: G-protein coupled receptor dmsr-1-like
Exons: 7
Coding region: 199-1509 (436 amino acids)
Biological process (GO): G protein-coupled receptor signaling pathway
Cellular component (GO): membrane
Molecular function (GO): G protein-coupled peptide receptor activity
Source: RefSeq, a predicted model, not a curated record
CAGCCACGCGACUCGCACGCUGGCUUCAGCCACUUACCUACUAAUUUACUGUGUAAAUCUUGUUUUGUGACACGUGGAGACUGUAAUGUGACUGAGAGAACGAUGCAUCCGAAAACUUUGAUCACGGCCGCUGCGCGCAUGAAUAGUGAUCAUUCAGGUUCAACGGUUUGGUAGAAAGCUGUUUAUCAGACGAAAGAAAUGGCGUACGAAGAACGUAGUACCUCAAACAUAACUCAGACUCUGUCGAACUUGUUUGAGGAAAUGCUAUUAGCUACAGAAGAGUCUAAUGAGAACAAAACCGUUGAUGUGUCGAAAUUUUUGGUGGCUUUAAAAGACAAAUCUACGAAGAGUAACCAUGAGUCCAUAGAUUUUGGGACGUUAGUGAAACUGGUUGAUGGGUGGCGGUCGAAGUUGAAUUUGACUAAGCCUACGGAGGCGCCGUGCAACUAUUGCGAUGGAGGGAUCAGGGACGUGGUUCUUGCGUACAACAAUAUGCAUGGAUAUUUUAGCCUAAUUGUAUGUUUGUUCGGUAGUUUAGCCAAUGCGCUGAACGUUGCAGUGUUAACAAGAAGAGACCUGGCAGCGGCACCAAUCAACCGCCUGCUCAAAUGGCUGGCAGUCGCAGAUGUGUUUGUCAUGAUGGAAUACGUACCUUUUGCCAUAUACAGAUAUCUAAUUUUGCCCGGCCAGCGAGAAAUGCCAUACAAUUGGGCAGCAUAUCUUCUCUUCCACAUGCAUUUCACUCAAAUCUUCCACACCGCUUCUAUAUGCCUCACACUUUCUCUUGCCGUCUGGAGAUACGUCGCAAUAAAAUAUUCUGACCGCAGCCACGUAUUGUGCACGGAGAGGCGUUGCAGCACGGCCAUCCUGACCAGUUUUCUAAUACCACCUAUACUUUGUAUUCCCACAUUCAUGGUUUUCGAUGUGCACACAGCUGUCAUUUUGGAGCCGAAUGGACCGAUGAUACUGUACCACGUGGACUCGGACGAAGAAGGCCAAUUGUAUCAGAUAAACUUUUGGGUCCACGCAGUAGUGAUCAAACUCCUACCAUGCUUCAUACUGACAGUAAUAAGUUUAUGGCUGAUAAGAGAGGUUUACAGCGCGAAUGAGCACCAGAAGAAAAUAAGGGUAUACAACGCCUGUCCGAUGAACGAUAAGAUAAUAAAACGGCAGUGCAAGGGAGACAAGAGGACGAAUAGGACAACGAAAAUGCUGGUUGCAGUGCUCCUUCUAUUUCUGGUGACAGAGUUGCCUCAAGGGAUAUUGGGUCUUCUCAGUGGGGCGUUAGGUCGAUGUUUCUUCAAACGCUGCUACGAUUUGUUCGGGGAACUAAUGGAUGCACUGGCAUUACUCAACGGAGCUAUAAAUUUUGUGCUGUACUGUGCGAUGUCGAGGCAGUUUCGGAUGACGUUCAGACAGCUGAUGUGGCGAGCGCAUUUACACCGAUGGCCUCCACCGCAGGCUUCCCAGUCAGACGCUUUGAAUUCGGCUAAAACAUCGAUUCCUUGAAAUAGGCUGGCAAGGGAGCGGCAAGAGUUUGUUCUGCAACAGUUCGUAUAGUGAAUACUGAAACCCCGAUUUACCUAAUGUUGUUUUUAUAAGCGGUGUAUUAUGCAUUUAAUAACGUGAUACCUAGUCUUUUACCUGAGACUCUAAGCGUAAGUUUUCACGUAACAAGUGUAAAA